AGAUCAGUAAUCGUUGAGGUCACAGUGAGUUCAACGAUUUUUUCAUGGCUGAACAUCAGCCAUUCAAGGUUCAUCAGCCGCCGGAAAUCAUAGUCCUCGGCCCACCGUCCGUCUUCAAAGUAUACGACAAACAAUUCUCUUCAAGAUUCCGAGUUUUACGGCCAUGGGAGUCGCCGCUCUCCCUGCCUCAAUUCCUCGCCGCCGGGGCCCAGAACACGCAGGCGGCCCUCAUCUCCGGUGGCUUCCGAUUCACUUCGUCUGUGCUCCACCAUCUCCCCUCAAUACGCCUGGUGGUCACCACGAGUGCGGGCAUCAACCACAUAGACCUCGUCGAGUGCCGCCGCCGCGGUAUCGCCGUCGCUAAUGCUGCCAGUAUCUUCUCCGCUGAUGUAGCUGACCUCGCGGUGGGGCUCCUCCUUGAUGUCUUGCGGAGAAUCAGCGCCGGCAAUCGGUUUGUGAAAAGUGGGCUUUGGCCUGUGCAGGGAGCCUACCCUCUUGGCUUCAAGUUGGGAGGCAAGAAAGUAGGAAUUGUGGGACUAGGAAGCAUCGGCCUUUAUGUAGCAAAGAGGCUUGAAGCAUUCGGCUGUGCAAUAUCAUAUAGUUCAAGGAAGGAAAAGCCAUCUGUUUCAUAUGCAUUUUACCCCGAUAUCUGCAAAUUAGCAGCUAACUCUGAUAUACUCGUGAUCUGUUGUGCGUUAACUGAACAAACUCAUCAUAUGAUCAACCGGGAGGUUCUCUUGGCUCUUGGAAAGGAAGGGGUACUUGUUAAUAUUGCGCGUGGGGCUGUGGUAGAUGAAAAGGAACUGGUUUCUUGUUUGCAGAACGGAGAGAUUAGCGGUGCUGGGCUGGACGUGUUUGAAAAUGAACCUAGCGUCCCUAAAGAGCUUUAUGAACUCGACAAUGUGGUUUUGUCGCCACACUUUGCUGUCUUCACAGAGGAAUCAAUGUGGGAUUUGUAUGAACUUAUGUGUGGGAAUUUGGAGGCCUUCUUCUCGAAUAAACCUUUGCUUUCUCUUAUUCCGGAGGAGUAGAGUCAUGGACUCGGACCUCUCGUCUGGUGGUAUGUAUCACAUGUUUCUUGGUUGCUAUGGAGUACUCUCAGAUCUUUAUUGCUUCUGAUGGCCUGUGAAUGAUGAUGCAUCAUUGUUUGGGUUUCUUGAGUCAGUGAUUUUGUGAUGAAUUAUGAGUUCAAUUACUGGAUUGGCUCUGGGUAUUAACACUAAACUGUACACCAAUGACACGAUAAAAGUGUAUUGAAUUUGUAUUGGUUCAGGUUUGGUUUAAUCCGGUCCGAAUAAGAAUUUGCUCUCUGUAAAUACAUACACAAUGAUCUUCAUCCAUUUUAUCCAGAUCAAAAGCUAUGCGCUUUGUUUGUUUUCA
Messenger RNA from Sesamum indicum (sesame), 1380 nucleotides. RefSeq names its product D-isomer specific 2-hydroxyacid dehydrogenase family protein. Gene Ontology annotation, cellular component: cytosol. The record is from RefSeq and is a predicted model, not a curated record. Gene Ontology annotation, molecular function: NAD binding; glyoxylate reductase (NADPH) activity; hydroxypyruvate reductase [NAD(P)H] activity. Lineage: Eukaryota; Viridiplantae; Streptophyta; Magnoliopsida; Lamiales; Pedaliaceae.